AUGAAUAUAUUUGAGCCACCGGCGUCGACUCCGACAGGUGCCCACAAUGAUCGUGAGGCUAGAGAUAUCGACUCUGCUUCGUCCCGCUCACCCACUCAUGUAGAGUCUGCCCUGUCAUCUUCAAUCAGCAGCAGCCGGUCCCACUCUAGCUUUUCCUCUCGAAAUUAUCCCCGGAAUCAGCCGUCCCAGCAAUCACAGCACCCCUUCACGGAGAAUACCCCUAUCAACGGCGCCAGCGGACCAUCGCGUGGUUAUCAGGCCACCGAGACGCCACAUUCCACAGGCGAAAAUGAGGCGUCUGUUAAGGGCAAUCCCAACGAUGGUCUAGGCACCGAUAAUAUUCCGGGCCACAAUGGCCAGAACGGCCAGAAUGAUUAUCCCGAGCAAGAAGAGGAACACCGGCGAUCCUGGCUCGGCCGGUUUGUGGACCAAUACGGUGCUCUUGAACUUGAGAACAAGGGUAGUGUUGCACGAGACCACCUAGCAUUGGAACGAACAUUCCUGGCGUGGAUGCGUACUUCCCUGGCCUUUGCCUCUAUUGGUAUCGCCGUUACCCAAUUAUUCCGACUUAACACUGCCGCACAAUCUACAAAUGUCAACAAAUCAGAUACCGCCCCUACAACACAUUCCUCCUCCCUACUUGAUAUUUUCGUUAUGUCUUCCUCGGAGCAGGACAUGUCAAAACUACGCAGUGUAGGAAAACCACUUGGCUCGACCUUCAUCGGUGUGGCUAUUUUGAUUUUGUUUGUUGGCUUUCACCGCUACUUCGAGAGUCAAUAUUGGAUUGUUCGAGGAAAGUUCCCUGCUAGUCGAGGCAGUGUGGCUCUGACAGCUUUCAUCGCUGGUUCAUUGAUUAUUGCGGCGUUAGCAGUGAUAUUGGCUGUUUCACCAAAUGCAUAUGAGUCAUAA
Penicillium malachiteum is the source of this 909-nucleotide messenger RNA. RefSeq lists its product as uncharacterized. The transcript has 2 exons. Lineage: Eukaryota; Fungi; Ascomycota; Eurotiomycetes; Eurotiales; Aspergillaceae. The record is from RefSeq and is a predicted model, not a curated record. The coding region runs from base 1 to 909 and encodes 302 amino acids.